AUGCUGCAUCCCUUCGCCGUUGUCGGGAGAUUUUUGCGUCCGAAUCUCUCGUCUCUCCUCCCCUCCCCUGCGUGUUGCGCCUCUCCCUUGGGGAGAGCGACUUCAGCAGCCUGCGCAGCCACAGCAGCUGGAAGGCUGUCUUCGCGAAGGACGUACCUCCACUUCGCGAGGACGGUGCCUGAAGACUAUGAGCUCCCCAUCGAGACGAUGCCUUCCGACGUGGAUGCCUUGAUGAAGGCGAAGCCGAAGGAUCUAGACUUCUUCGGAAACUACUGGUACUGGCGACUGAGGGGCGAAGCCUCCGUCUUGGACCCAGAGAACCUCCCCAAGAAGUCGUACAAGCAGCUCGCUCGAGACAUGGGCUUGCAGGUUGUUAAUCAGGAAAGCGAGCACAUGGUCGGCCUCCUCGAGCUGUACGAGUAUUUGAAGGGUGCUCCUUUUGUUGGGCCCUUUGGCACAAUCGAGAAUCCCGUCCUCGUGCCCUCUGUGCAUACAGAAAGCGAACCGCUAGAAAGACACAGACAGACACAGAUCGAUCGAGGGCGUCGUGCGUUCUUGCCGCUCUUCGGAGUCGAGGGGGCGGGAUCUCAGCCUCU
Molecule: messenger RNA, 596 nt
Organism: Cyclospora cayetanensis
Lineage: Eukaryota; Apicomplexa; Conoidasida; Eucoccidiorida; Eimeriidae
Exons: 3
Source: RefSeq, a predicted model, not a curated record